Messenger RNA from Exaiptasia diaphana, 2149 nucleotides. RefSeq lists its product as uncharacterized. The record is from RefSeq and is a predicted model, not a curated record. NCBI's taxonomy places the organism in Eukaryota, Metazoa, Cnidaria, Anthozoa, Actiniaria, Aiptasiidae. Bases 803 to 1789 code for a protein of 328 amino acids. The transcript has 2 exons.
GGGUGAUAUUACUGAGCAAACUCGAGAAUUCCAAGAUUGUUAACUGGUAGUACAGUGUGCACUUAUGUUGGAAGUAUUUGUCUCAGCAGAUGUCAACUCAAUGGCGCGGUAUGUUUCAUCCGUUUACGGAACUUAAACUCGCUGUGUSGACCAACGUGCAGUAAACAUGUGUAAUUGUUCUUACACGGUUUGAUACAUAAACAUCGAUGAACUAUAUGACGAUAUAAAUUUCGUGGGUUAAACGGAUAGGAUGAAGGCAGAGAAAGAAUUCUAUUUCAAGACAUAUUCGACGUCAUUUAAAAGAUGCCACUCGAUACGAAUUGUGAAAUAAUCUCAACAAAGAAUUGCUUCUGAUCUGUCAUCUAUUGUAAAGCACGUACUAACUUGAAUUUUCCAAUGAUGAUAUCAUGGCCAACGGCGCUUUUCAAUAAAUAUCACUUAUUUAUCGUAUUCCGCAAACGCUUCACAAAAUACAGUUUUUAAUGUAAACCUAUCAAUAGCUCAGGACUGACUUGUUUUCAUUUGGAAACGCUGAUUUCUUUUUUAUAUUGUUAACCAUUGUUAUAUCAUUUUAAAAAUUAAAUAUAUACAAUUAAAUUGCCGUGAUUGGACAAUAAUUACAUAUUUUCUUUAACCUGAUUGGCUGAUCGUACUCUGGUUAAAAAUUCUACAUUGUUUCUGUGGUUAUAUUGACAAGAAACAGUAACGAAUUUCCCUAGCAACCUAGGCCUUAAAAUUCCUUGGCCCUGAAAACGCCUUUUUCAAAACUAAGAUACUUCAGUAAACUGGCCAAGAAUCAAGAAUGUCCUGUAACAUUUCUCGUUCAACGACGAAAAAGAACCAAGGUUCGACAAGGAUUCCUAGAGAACACAUACCGAGGGUGGACUUGAAAAUAAGUGAGUUAAAAGCAAUUAAGUACAAUAUMAAAGAAAGGAUACGUGUGCAGAAAUUUCCUAUUAGGAAUGCAACUCAGCGUCCAAAGUCUAURAAAGUGAACMAGGAAACUCCUUCAAGAGUAGGGACAACUAGUACCUUWUCAAGAAUAGCAUCAACUCGACCAAGUAGUUCAUCUACGAGGGGAAAAGAGCCUGCUGAUCUACAAAAUCUAGACAAUGUAACAAGACUUUUUAAAAGGAAUUUGUCAUGUAAAAUGAAAGAAACAGCAAACUCUGUUGAAGAAAAAGAAUCGUUUCAAGAUUAUGUCAAAAACUAUGCAAAUGUCAGAACCUUUGGAAGUCGAGCCAAAGGGGAAAAUGUACUCUUAGAACGGAGACGAAAAYUGAAAGAGAGCAAGAGCCAAAAUACAAAAAUUGCGUUGGACUUUACAUCGGAGGUUUUAAGCGAGAGAAGUGAGCCUCACCUACGCUGUUAUCCAGGGCCAAAAGCUGACCAUUUAUUCACUUAUACAAGAACAAAAACAAAACCUCGAAAAUUGAAACCAAUUGGGAUUAUUUCAAGGCACGAAGUAUGUCUCCCUCAUUUUACUCAUGAAAAGUUUCCUCGACCCGACCCACGAUAUCUCCAUAGCAACAGAACAGAGGACGAGGAAGAGAUUUUCAUUGACAUCCCAAGUUCAACCGCCUUUUGGGAGCAGUAUGUGCUAAGCUUAGUGUCCAAGAGUACAGCGCAGUGGAUCGCAAAUCAAUGUUCCUCUGGAGAAAAGAGAUAUCACUUGAUCCAGUUUCUCGAUGACAUGUAUAAGGUUGAUAUUGAGGAUGGAGCGAGUAGCGCGAGGAAAUUGCUGGAGAAUGAUGAUGAUUGUAUCACGACAAAGAAAUCACCAAGAUGAAUCGAAAAUGAUGUAAAAAGACAAAAAAUAACUAUGAAAGAAGCAAAGUGCAGCCUUUUGCUACAAAGCAUGAUAUGAUGGGAGGUCCCAUUCCAUUUUUUCCCACGUCAUUCUUCGUUUCACUACCGUUUUCUUGGCGCUUGACAACGUGUACUAUAUAUACGUACUUAUUCACAUUUGCCUAUUCAACGAAAUAAUACAGAAAAUAUUCAUAAAUGUACAUGUCAGUAAUUAAAAAAUGGAAUUUUGUAUUUAUUUUGCUGUCUAGCACCCACUUUGUACAAAAAUACAUUUACAUAAGAAUUACAAUGAUCAAAGACUGCAAUAAAAAAUUCACAAGCUUUACAUUACAAAGUAUUA